AUGGCAAACUUGAUGACAUUUGUUCUUUCUCUACCACUCUUCUUCUUCUUCUUCCUCCUCACCACCAUUCUUCCACCUGCAACAUGUUUCAACAACCAAACAGACCAACUCUCACUACUAGCUAUAAAAUCCAGUCUUCAAGAUCCACAAGAAGCUCUCUCUUCAUGGAACCAAACACUCCCCUUAUGCAGCUGGACAGGCAUCCAAUGCCGCGGAAACAGAGUUGUCGCCAUAACCUUGUCGUCUCUAGGCCUCAUCGGAAGUCUCUCCCCGCACAUAGGUAACCUCUCUCGUCUCACCAACAUCACCCUCGAUAACAACUAUUUCCACGGCCCAAUUCCUCCACAAAUCACUCACUUAACCAAACUUCGGUUUCUCGAAUUUAGCAACAAUUCCUUCACGGGUGAAUUACCAAAAAACUUGUCACAGUGCCUCAAUCUAGUGCAACUUGUUUUCUCUAGGAAUCUCAUUUCCGGAACCAUACCUAAUGAACUUAGCUUCUUGCCCAAACUCGAAGCUAUAUCUUUUUCAAGAAACCGAUUUUUUGGGCUUAUCCCUUCAUCUAUUGGUAACAUAACAACACUCGAAACGCUGUCUUUAGCAGCAUGCCGUUUGGCCGGAGAGAUUCCCGAGUCACUCGGCCGCCUCCACCGCCUUGCAUUUCUUCAAUUGGGUGGAAAUAAUUUCACUGGUACUAUUCCUCAUGGUCUGUUUAAUCUAACCAACAUCUAUUAUUUUGAUGUUUCUAAUAAUAGUCUUCAUGGAGUUAUUCCUUCUACUAUUGGUGUCACACUCCCUCAUCUUGUUGCUCUGCGUCUUGAGCGAAACCACUUUAGUGGGCCGAUUCCUAAUUCCAUUUCAAAUGCUUCAUUGAUUGAGUGGAUUGACUUGCCCUAUAAUAAUUUCGUUGGACCUAUACCAAAUCUUGAGAGGCUUACUUUGAUUCAAAAUUUCAACUUGCAAUCAAACUUGCUUGAAGAUGACAUGAGCUUCAUUUCAUCAUUGACAAAUUCGACCAAGUUAGAGCGUUUCGAUGUUAGUGACAACAUGUUGAGUGGCUCUUUGCCGGAAUCCUUAGCCAAUUUGUCUAUUCUUGUCAAUAUGUUUUACAUACACAAGAAUCAGAUACAUGGAAACAUUCCUUUAGGAAUUGGAAACCUUGUCAAUCUUGAAGUGGUUGAUAUGUCUCACAAUCUUCUUAAUGGCCCAAUUCCCGUGUCAAUGUCAAAGCUCUCGAAAUUCCAGCUAGAUGGGAAUGGGUUUUCUGGAAAUGUGUCUUCCAGUCUUGGCAACUGCACCAACUUGUUAGAGUUAGACCUCUCCGAAAACCAUUUCAGUGGUUUGAUCCCUCGAGAAAUUAUGAGACUGUCGUCGCUUUCCAUUGUGCUUAAUCUCUCUCACAAUGCGCUCGAGGGCUCUAUUCCAAGUGAAGUUGGCUCUUUGAUAAACCUCGCAGCUUUGGACUUGUCUAGCAACAGACUGAUUGGAAAGAUUCCCACCUCUUUGAGCAGUUGU
Molecule: messenger RNA, 1515 nt
Organism: Salvia hispanica
Lineage: Eukaryota; Viridiplantae; Streptophyta; Magnoliopsida; Lamiales; Lamiaceae
Source: RefSeq, a predicted model, not a curated record